AUGGAGUUUCUUGAAAGAACGUACCUUGUGAAUGACAAGGCUACCAAGAUGUAUGCCUUCACCCUGGACAGAGUGGAACUCGAGUGGAAGCCGCAGAAUAAAGAGCAGUGUCCCGGAGAGAGGCCGGAGGAGCGGGAGUCGGGAGCCGCGUCUCACUGCCACGGCAGCUGCAAGGCCCCGGGGCAAAGGGCGAGCGAGCAGGCGCAGGCCACGUGGAGACUGUGCGCUGCCUCUGCCUUGUGCUUCGUUUUCAUGAUUGCAGAGGUGGUGGGUGGGCACGUUGCUGGGAGCCUUGCUGUUGUCACUGAUGCCGCCCAUCUGCUGAUUGACCUGACCAGUUUCCUGCUCAGUCUCUUUUCCUUGUGGCUCUCGUCCAGACCCCCCUCCAAGCGGCUGACAUUUGGAUGGCACCGAGCAGAGAUCCUCGGUGCCCUGCUAUCUGUUCUCUGCAUCUGGGUGGUGACUGGUGUGCUGGUCUACCUGGCCUGUGAACGCCUGCUCUACCCUGAUUACCAGAUCCAAGCGACCAUAAUGAUUAUUGUUUCCGGCUGUGCAGUGGUGGCCAAUGUUGUACUUACGGUCGUUUUGCACCAGAGGCACCUUGGUCACAAUCACAAGGAGGUGCAAGCUAAUGCCAGUGUCCAAGCGGCUUUUGUGCAUGCCCUUGGGGAUGUAUUUCAGAGCAUAAGUGUGCUCAUUAGUGCACUCAUCAUCUACUUUAAGCCAGACUACAAAAUUGCUGACCCAAUCUGCACAUUCAUCUUUUCCAUCCUGGUUUUGGCUAGCACCAUCAUGAUCUUAAAAGACUUCUCCAUUUUACUCAUGGAAGGUGUACCCAAGAGUCUGAGUUACGAUGCUGUGAAAGAGCUCAUCGGGACAGUCGACGGCGUGGUGGCUGUUCACAGCCUGCACAUCUGGUCCCUGACAGUGAACCAAAUUAUCCUCUCUGCUCAUGUUGUCACAGCAGUGAGCUGGGAUAGCCAGAUCGUGCGGAGAGAGAUUGCUCAAGCCCUCAGCCGUAGCUUUGCUAUACAUUCCCUCACUAUUCAGAUGGAAUCUCCAGCUGACCAAGACCCUGACUGCCUCUUCUGUGAGGAUCCCCAGGACUAG
Messenger RNA from Jaculus jaculus (lesser Egyptian jerboa), 1110 nucleotides. RefSeq names its product solute carrier family 30 member 8 (gene Slc30a8). The record is from RefSeq and is a predicted model, not a curated record. Lineage: Eukaryota; Metazoa; Chordata; Mammalia; Rodentia; Dipodidae. The transcript has 8 exons. Gene Ontology annotation, cellular component: plasma membrane. Gene Ontology annotation, biological process: response to glucose; response to zinc ion; insulin secretion. Gene Ontology annotation, molecular function: zinc ion transmembrane transporter activity. Bases 1 to 1110 code for a protein of 369 amino acids.